GCUCCGCAGAAUAACCUAAUUUAUAGACUGUACGGCAAUAACUUAAACAGAGCCCCCUUCGUCCCCCUUAAACCUUAGCAUUUUCCAUAAACCCUAAAUUCCUCUUUCUACCAACAGUUCUCUCUACUCGCGGCUACCAUGGCAACAGAAACUGUGAACCCAAAGGCAUACCCACUUGCUGAUUCGCAGCUUACAACGACUAUAAUGGAUUUGGUUCAACAAGCUGCUAACUAUAAGCAGCUUAAAAAGGGUGCUAAUGAAGCCACAAAGACACUAAACAGAGGAAUUUCAGAAUUUGUUGUAAUGGCAGCAGAUACUGAGCCCCUUGAAAUCCUUCUUCACCUUCCGCUCCUUGCUGAAGAUAAGAAUGUGCCCUAUGUCUUUGUCCCUUCAAAGCAAGCUCUUGGCCGGGCAUGUGGUGUCACCCGACCUGUAAUUGCUUGUUCAGUGACAAGCAAUGAGGGAAGCCAGUUGAAAUCUCAAAUACAACAAUUAAAGCUCCUUUGAAGCAUUUGGUUGAAUGAUUUGCUCAUUUCUAGUCGGAGUUAAAUUUUUAUCAAAGUCGAUAAUCAUAGGUGGGAAAUCUCCCUAAUUUUCUUCAAUUAAGCAGUCAUUCUCUAGUGUAAAUUUUGAUGUCCUAAGAAUCGCACAUGCCAUAGAUUUGGUUGGUGCAAGGAAGGAUCCUCUUUGGUUUCUCUUCGAUAUAAUUUUGUCAGCUGGUAGCUUCUAAAUGAUCAGCUCAACCUAUUAAUCAUGAAAUUAAUCAUUUAAUCCCAAUUUUAGGCUCAGUUCAUUUCACCAAGUUUUGGUAUACUUGGUCCCAACGAUUUUAUAAUCAUGGUUAUCAUAAAAGUGCAUUAUAAAAAGUUGUCCAAGUUCA
This is a messenger RNA of Nicotiana tabacum (common tobacco), 880 nucleotides long. RefSeq lists its product as uncharacterized. Gene Ontology annotation, biological process: ribosome biogenesis. Lineage: Eukaryota; Viridiplantae; Streptophyta; Magnoliopsida; Solanales; Solanaceae. Gene Ontology annotation, molecular function: RNA binding. The record is from RefSeq and is a predicted model, not a curated record. Gene Ontology annotation, cellular component: nucleolus; ribonucleoprotein complex.